GCUACUUUAUAAUACACAAAUACGCUAGUGUGUUGACUAAUCCGAGAGUAUUGAACUGUCGGUAGCAUUAGCAGGUAGCAGUACGCAGAUAAAGUGAACGUGUUACUAAUCCUCCUUGAUUAGGUAUCUUUGUAUAUUGUGCAUUGGAAAAAGUACAAGAAAUCCACCAACCAUGGCAGGAGUGGCCUCAGUUAAAAAUAUGGUGACCACUCAGAAAUCUGGAGCAGAGUUUUUAGCUUCAUCACAUUUCUCUAUUUCACAAGAUCCAGCAGCAAUUCUUCCUUCCAUGCAGACAACUUUCAGGAAAGAUUAUAUUCCCCAUAAUACAACAUCAAAACCAGGCGCUGCUAUUCCCCCAGCUCCUGCUGGGCUGAUGCAUCAAGAUGCCAGAUUCUUCAAUGAAAAAGCUUCCGAGACUGUUAAAUCAUACCAAUACACAUCUAUGACCAAACCAAAGUUGGAAAAUGCACAGGAAACAUUGCAAAGGACCAAUUUCAAGAUGGACAGGGAUUUAUCAAAAUUCGAAGCAUUCCACACAACUAAUAAUUUGUAUUAUCCACCAAGGCAAGGUUCUUCUUUUUCUAUGGCCAAACCAGCACAAAACCCUAUGAAGAGCAAUGUACCUCAGGGGGAUAUAGAAAAAGCACCCCAACCAAUGUCAGAUUACAGAGAUAGAUACAGGGGUCAUGACACCAGGAAAUUUCAAAUAGAAAAGGCUCCUUCUCAACAUAUAGGGGGUCCAGCUACAAUUCUUGGAGAUAACAGACUGCAUCACUACAGACCAACACAUGGAGAUGUUUUCACUGGAACUUUUUUACCGAAACUUCCUGCAUAUCCAGCACCUGUGGGUACUAAUAUACCACAAGGUGACCAAGAAAAGGAAGCCACCUACCAGUCCACAAUGCAGCAAUCCUAUCCAACACAGAAUGGUGAAAGGCAGCCAUACAGUAAACAGGCUGUACAAGAGAUGCUUCAGCACACACACUUUCGACUGGAUGAUGGGCACAAAACUUGGGAUACGUAUCAGAGUACUCAGGAGGACUCUUACAAAGUGAAACCAAUGAGUAUGGACCGUUUCAAGCCAGACCGCCAUCGUAAUCAAAGUGACCUUCCUGAGGGCGACACUAAUCCUGGGCGUAUAGCAGACAGGAUUAAUAUGACAACUAGCAGAUACUACCAUGGACAGUACCCAUAUGGGUUUUCUAACCCAGUUGUCUCAGGUGCUAACAAAAGGACUGAGAGCAAUGUGUGGUUUGGAGAACCCAGGAUGAACAGUGGGUUUUAUGACACAACCAUGGGUGAUGAAUUCUCACCUAAGAACGUCCCAUACUCAUACAACAGGUCCAACUUCCAUACUCAAAGUGCAAUACCUGUAAAUUAUUAUGGUAAUGAACUGACCAACCCUACCUACUAUAGUGAUUAUCAAGAUCCAAAACAGAAAAGAAUGAUUCCAGAUCCCAAGGCUGUCGAUAAUUUACGAGAAACCCACAUCAAGCCACCAUUAAAAGGAGAGAGAGACUUUAUUACAACACACAACAUUCAGUUUAUUCCAAAGAAAAUGGAGAAGCAAGUUUUGGUCGACUCUGGAAAGUUACAGCGGAGUUCUGUGCCUUUAGGGACAUUAAAUGUAUAAAUUCAACUUCAGAGAUGGGUCUCUUUCUCCCAUCUAUGUGAAGAACCAAUACCCAGGAUUAUGCUGAAAUAUGAUAAGGGAAAACUGUUCUUGAAAAAAGACAAAAGUUGUAUAGGAUUAUCAGGACUAGAUUAUUAUGAAACUUUGAAAAAUCAUAUUGUGUAUAUACUAGUAUAUAUGUUAUGAAUAAAAGUCAAAUGAAUGUUUUUUU
Molecule: messenger RNA, 1844 nt
Organism: Lingula anatina
Lineage: Eukaryota; Metazoa; Brachiopoda; Lingulata; Lingulida; Lingulidae
Product: stabilizer of axonemal microtubules 5
Source: RefSeq, a predicted model, not a curated record